Molecule: messenger RNA, 989 nt
Organism: Cuscuta campestris
Lineage: Eukaryota; Viridiplantae; Streptophyta; Magnoliopsida; Solanales; Convolvulaceae
Source: the annotation of a GenBank genome assembly
GCCAAUCUCGGUUGCAAACAAGUGUCUCAAACGAUUCAGCACUAGGACAACUUCGGUAGUCGGUUAGAAUGUUGCUGCUACGGUUGAAAUCGGCAUGGAUAAGAUCUGGCUAGCAUUCUAAGAGACAGGAACAUGUGUUCAUUCUGCUUCCACCAUUCGGGGACAUCGGAGGCUGCUUUUCCCUAUAUAAGGGAGCUAUUAUCAAUAAAGAAUACACACAUUUCCCACAACACGUUAUCAGCACUGCUCGAGAAAAACCCUAGUUUUUUUUCGUCCGCCACCCUCUCUCCUGUUCUUUUCUCCGCCGAUCUCCACUGUACAUCGCAGAGGAAAAGAACACCCAUUGCCGUUCUCCUCCGCGAUUCCCCAUCGCGAAUUAAAUCGGAAGGACCACGCCGCCAAGUCUGCGAUUCCCGUCAUCUGAGUUUCCCCACGCCGCCAUCGCCAAUCGCCGUCCUCCGCCAAUCUUCUUUCGUUCGUUUCCAAAAGCCAUCGACAGAGAGAGAAGACAACCUUGAUAAUUGGCUGCGCUACAAACCCAAACGAGAGGAAGACAAAUUGAGGAUCUUCUUUUCUUGCCGCUGGACCAAAUUUCGAGAAAAGGAAUAGAGCAGAGCCAAAUUUCAGAUUUUUUUUCCUAAAUUUUCGACCCCCAAAGUCCAGAGAUCCCAUUUUUUUUGUCAUGUAUAAUCAUGCAACUUGCCCNUAAAAAGAAAAAUGCCAUAAUGACAGGCAUUACAUCCACACCGAGUGGAAGUGUGGGUGAGGCCGUGGCUCCUCAAAGGAAGAGAGGAAGGCCACUUGGUUCGAUUGACACUCAUCCAAGGAAGAAAAGGACGAGUGCGGCACAAACUAAUCCGUUACACAUCGAUGUUGAACAUCCAUCCCAUGAGAUUAUCUCUGAUUAUAGUUAUGUCCAUGAAUCAUUACUGGAGGACGCUCCGAUGGUUGAUAUGAUUCAAGAGAACAAAGAAAUCUCAAUGGAUUAU